Messenger RNA from Brassica oleracea var. oleracea, 1779 nucleotides. RefSeq lists its product as uncharacterized. The transcript is spliced from 3 exons. The record is from RefSeq and is a predicted model, not a curated record. Lineage: Eukaryota; Viridiplantae; Streptophyta; Magnoliopsida; Brassicales; Brassicaceae. Bases 1 to 1779 code for a protein of 592 amino acids.
AUGAGUGAUCUAGGGUUGAUGAAGGUUAGGCUACACUAUGGAGGUGUUAUGGAGUGCAAAGAUAACAACUAUUUCUAUCGGGGAGGAUUAGUGAAUAAAGACAUUGCUAUCGAUCCAGAUUACAUGACAUGGUCUAUGUUUGAAGGAUUUUGUGAAGACAAUGGGUCAAACGAUGUGGUGAAACAUGUCUGGUACAAGCUUUCACAAGAAUCUAUCGAUUUGGUGAAAGUGAUAACCGAAGUCACUUCAGAUGCUUCUAUUAACCAGAUGUGUUGUGAAGCUAUGAAAGUAGGUGGCGUUGAUAUCUACAUUGAGCAGAGUGUUGGUGAAAAGGUUGAUGAUCAAGUACCAAAGGAUGGUGAAGAAAAUAGAGGUGAAGAAGACAUAGUUGAAGAAAAUGCCGGUGAAGAAGACAUAGGUGAGGAAGAAGACACAAACGAAGAAGACAAAGACGAUGCAGUUCAGAACAAUGGAGAAUCGUCAAAUGCUCGUGAUGAGGGUGAGGAAGAAAUCAUCAAAGAAGCAGGAGAAGAUAUUCCAUUUCAGUCACUCUUUGGGAAUAUCCGUGAUGAGGAAGUUAGAGGCGGCAGUAGUGAUGAAGUUAGAGGUGGUGCUAGUGAAGAAAUUAGAAGUGGAGCUGAUGAUGAUGAAGAAGAAUCCGAGAGGCAAUUAAAAGAUGAUGAACAUCCGGCUCCUGCUGUUGACACUGAUGAUGAAUGGGAAGACUUCAAUCGACGGGAAAAAGUGAUUUCGAGAACUACAUACAGCAACGAGAAGCCUCCUUACCUGUGGUUAAUGCAGACUUUCAAUAGUGGAGAAGAGUUCAAAGAUCAGCUGUUGUGCUAUGUUCUGAAGACAAAUUAUGAUGUGAAGCUUUGCAGAUGGGAGAAAACGAAGCUGGGAGCCAUUUGUACAAAAGAAAGAUGCGAGUGGAAGAUUUAUUGCUCAGUUGAGAAGCCAAAGGGUAAGUGGAUGGUGAAAUCUUAUGUGGGUACACAUAACCAUCUCAAGAGUAGCAAAGCAAGGAUGUUGAAGCAGGGUACAAUUGCAAGGUUAUAUAAAGAUGAAGCAAGAAGAAGGCCUGGUAUUAAAUGGACUGACAUCAAGGAUGAGAUAAUGAUGAGGUACAAUCUCUCUGUUUCUAAGUGGAUAUGCACGAAAGCAAGAAGAAUGGCUCUAGACUUGGUUAUAGAAACGCAGAGGGAACAAUUCGCCAAACUGUGGGAUUAUGAGAGGGAGCUUCAGCGCUCAAAUGAUAAUACGACGACUGAGAUUGUGACUAUUCCUCGUGAAUAUGGUAGGUUUGUCUUCGAUAGAUUCUACAUCUGUUUUGAGAAUCUGAGGAACACAUGGAAGCGUUGUUGCCGGCCUAUUAUUGGACUUGAUGGGGCGUUUAUGAAAUGGGAGUUAAAGGGUGAGAUUCUUGCAGCUGUUGGACGAGAUGCGGAUAAUAGGAUUUAUCCUAUAGCUUGGGUAAUAGUUAGAGUGGAAGAUAAUGCUUCAUGGGCUUGGUUUGUUGAUAAGUUGAAGUCUGAUUUGGAUUUGGGUUUAGGAAAUGGAUUCACUAUCAUAUCCGACAAGCAUAAAGGAUUGAUUAAUGCGGUUUAUGGACAGUCAGAGUACGAAGAUUAUUUCUGGGCAAUUGCAUACAGCUUCACUAAAGGUGAUUAUCAGUUCAACUUACACGCUUUGGAAGUGUUCGAUGGAAAAGCACACGAGGACUUGCUGAAAACAGAACCGAAGACAUGGUGUAGAGCGUUUUUCAGUCCACAUGCAUGA